This is a messenger RNA of Australozyma saopauloensis, 921 nucleotides long. RefSeq lists its product as uncharacterized. The coding region runs from base 1 to 921 and encodes 306 amino acids. Lineage: Eukaryota; Fungi; Ascomycota; Pichiomycetes; Serinales; Metschnikowiaceae. The transcript has a single exon. The record is from RefSeq and is a predicted model, not a curated record.
AUGUCAACCCACUCAAUUAUACCCAAAGAUCAGCUAGAUCAGGAGAAUCAGCAUCAGAACGUCUUCACAAAUGAUAGAGCCAAAAAUAGCUCCGCCAAUACCGGCAAAAGACCCCUUGCUCUGAGUUCAAAUUCAAAUGAAAAGAGACUCAGAGUACCCUUGAGUGGUAAAAACCAAAACCUCAUAGCUCCUUUGCAAAGAUCAAAGUCAUUCAUUCCACAAAAUAUUCCAGUUUCUCGGCCCCAGUUGUCUGGCACAACCCAAAAUGCGGCCCCUGUCUUGGCUCAAAAGCCAGGCUUGUCUAAAUCGAACUCAACCUUAGGGUUUUUCCAUCAACCAGGGAAAGUAUCCACGAAGCCGGCUCGCAGAAUAACAAGAGACACAAACCCGCAUAAAAAUGACGUGUUUCCCCCGCUGGAAGCACACAGAGCCAAGGACUUGGUGCCAUUAUUUCUGACUGACUCGAUUAAAAAGCACGAGACCGAAACACUUCCCCCUCUCAAAACAAAUUUGAGCGACACUUUCACAGAGAGAACUGCCUCGCUUCAUGCUUCGAAUUUACCUUCAAUUGCUGCCAAGGGACAAUUUCGUGAUCCCGUGAAGAAGUCAACACAGUCUGUCGAGGAUAUCAUUGAGGACCUCGCUGAGAAUGAGGAUAGUGUCGAAAUCGUCCCACGUAGAGACUUGCCUGCAUUGGAGGAAAACAUCACAGGUUAUACUCCCUUGAGUGAUAUGGAGUUGGAUAUCUUGCGAGGCACACGGAGAAAUCGGGUAGAGCAAUCUGUGGACAUGUCAUUUGACUCAUCUUUCGAAGAGAGUCCAGAGGAUUUGAAGCAAAACAGAAUAUACCAGGCUGAGUUAGAGCGCAGUGGCCCGGUUGGCUUGAGCCAGAAAGAUUUGGAGGAGUUGUUAGAGUUCUAA